Molecule: messenger RNA, 2156 nt
Organism: Drosophila busckii
Lineage: Eukaryota; Metazoa; Arthropoda; Insecta; Diptera; Drosophilidae
Gene: GAA1
Product: glycosylphosphatidylinositol anchor attachment 1 protein
Exons: 5
Coding region: 165-2096 (643 amino acids)
Biological process (GO): attachment of GPI anchor to protein
Cellular component (GO): GPI-anchor transamidase complex; membrane
Source: RefSeq, a predicted model, not a curated record
UUCAAUUUAAAAAGAAACACGACAAAGGUAUCGAUAGUACCCGAUAACUGAAGUUGUGCUUAUCGACUUGUCGCCUUUAACGUGUGCAGCCCUAGUUUGAACCGGCUGAAUUUCGUUUGUUGCUUGUCUUGUUUUAUGGCAACUAUAUAGUUAUAGUUCGAAAAAUGGGUCUAUUAUCUGAUCCGUCGCUGUCGUCGAAUAACAAGCUUGUGGAUAAUCUCGCCAAGCAUGUGCGUAAGGUAUGCUACGCAUUCUAUACAGCGGGCGUGGUCUGGUUUCUCUGCCUGGCGCUUCCCGAGUUCAAUCACGGCACCUACUUAUCAGAGAAUGCACUAUCGCCAGGUCUGGUAUAUCCUGAAAUACGCAUAGAUGCCAAUCGAUUGGCGGUGCAGCUGUUGGAGGAACUGCAACGCGAGCGCAAGGAUCAUCAGGCCACUACACCGCAUGCUUGGAUUGCAGCUAAAUUUAAUGAGUUUGGCCUUGAGACACAUGUGCAUAAUUUUACGUUGCGUUAUCCCUUUGGCAAUGGCAAAGAGUUCCAUGGCAAGAAUGUCUAUGGCAUAUUACGUGCACCACGCAUUGGCUCCACUGAGGGCAUUGUGUUUUCUGCACCCUAUCGUGCACCCAACUCAGUGGAUGUCGACAUAACGCCCAGCGUGCCGCUCUUGCUGGCCUUUGCUGAUUUUGCCAGACGCAAAAACUAUUGGGCCAAGGACUUGAUAUUUUUAGUCACCGAGCAAGAGCAGCUGGGCAUGCAGGCCUGGUUAGAGGCCUAUCAUGAUGGCGACAACGUUGCGGAUCAUUCUUUCUUAAAUCCAGGCAACUUGCCUGCACGCGCUGGCUCGUUGCAGGCUGCUUUGAAUAUUGAAGUGCAGGACUUUGAAAUUGAUUACAUUGAUGUCAAGAUUGAGGGCUUGAAUGGCAAGCUGCCCAAUCUGGAUAUGUUCAAUUUGGUGCAGCGCAUUAUGGCACGCGAGGGCGUCAGCUCGGGCUAUAAGCAAACGCCGCGUAAGAAGCGCCGCAGCAAUCUGUCCAACUUUGAGCAGAACCUACGCCAAAUGUUAACCAUGCUGGCCUCACAGUCAACUGGCGUGCCUAAUGGCAAUCAUGGACUCUUUCAUCGUUAUCGCAUUGAUGCUUUGACCAUAGCGGCUGCCAAACGUGUCACUAAUACCAAUGUCAAGACCAGUCCCGGCUCAGCGGCUAUACCACUGCUACAAGCUAUUGAAGGCAUUGCACGCAGUCUAAACAAUCUGCUGGAGCGCUUUCAUCAGAGUUUCUUUUUCUAUGUGAUUGUGCAUAACGAUCGUUAUAUAUCCAUAGGCGAUUAUAUGCCAGCGCUGGUGGCGCUUGUCGCCUGCAGCUUCAUCAAGGCCUACCUAAUAUGGUCCACUAUUGACGUAAGCCCAGACGCUAAGACUGAGCCCGAGUCAGAGAAUGGCAAACUGUCGCUGCCAUAUGGUCCCGUAUUGAUUUAUCUAACUGCUGCUCUGUUUACGGGCUAUUUGGGCAAUGUGCUGCCACUAAAGCAAUUCUUUCUGGACAUGCCACUAAGCGCAGCACCACUAACCACCUCCAUACUGGUCGCACUCACCUUGAUUGGCUUUGUUAUGCCUUUCAUCGUUGUGCUGCCACCUGGCGGUCUCGAGCUGCUGCACGUGGGCCUGCUACUCAUCUAUGGCUGCGCUCUAAUUGUUGUGGGUCUGCUCAACUUUUCGCUGGGCUUCUUUAUAGCUGUGAUCUCCAUGCCAGCUGUGAUUGCUUUGAACACAGACGCCAAAAGCAAAUUCAGUCUCAACAAGCUGACGCGUCUCUGGACGCUGCUGCUCAACCCGCUGGUGAUAAUUUAUGGUAUUGUGCUAAUCAUGAGUUUCUAUCAGUUUCCAGAGCUCACUUGGCAGCAGUUGCUGCUUCGCGCCGGCACCGCUGCUAUGGACGCCACCACCUAUGCGCUUAUUGAUUCAGUGAUCUAUGGCAAUUGGCUUUAUUUCGCUGUCAGCACUGUAUUCCUGCCGCUGUGGAUCAUCUGUUGGACACUGGCGCUAUCCAGGCGUCGUCACUUGGUCACACUGCAACCAAAGCUUAAGACAAACUAAUCGUAUUUAAAAAAUUAAUAGCUGUUUAUAACUAAUACAUUUUAGCCCAAUUGGCAACGA